Molecule: messenger RNA, 1208 nt
Organism: Platichthys flesus (European flounder)
Lineage: Eukaryota; Metazoa; Chordata; Actinopteri; Pleuronectiformes; Pleuronectidae
Product: clarin-3
Exons: 3
Coding region: 125-826 (233 amino acids)
Source: RefSeq, a predicted model, not a curated record
ACUCAUGCACAGAAUCAUCAGGGAACCAGAGGCUCCUAUAAUCUGCUUCUGAGGCCUCAUCAGAGCUCCAGAGACCAGACCAGUGGGAUUUUGAUUUAACAGGUGCAACUGGAAUACAGCAACAAUGCCUUCCUCAUCCAAGACCCUAUUUUUCAUUCUCAGUGCGAACAUGACUGCCCUAGCUGUCGGGUUAAUGGGGUGGGGCAUGUCGACAGGGUGGGCUCGGACGACCAUGGAGUGUACAACUGCUGGAACAAGCUUCUUCAAUGGAACCGCUAUGAUCACUUUGCAGCUUUUUGAAGGGGUGUUGAGCAGAUCCUUCUGCCCUUCGUUUGGGGCGAAGGAUGUCAAUUUUCAAGUGGUUCCUGGGCUGAUAGAAAUAGAUGGCGCUGUCCCAGUGGCGCUGCACACUCUGGUCUUGUGCCUGUUGGCCCUGUGUCUGCUGUUUUCCGCCGGCAGCAUCCUCAUCGGCAUCUACAACUCUGUCAGCAACCCUUACGAGACCUACAUGGGGCCCAUGGGAAUUUAUGUCUGCAGCUCGCUCAGCACAAUCCAGUCGGCUGUCGUCCUCAUCGUAUUUGCGGUGAACGUCAACGUGACCAACAUGGCAGAGGGUCUGGUGGAAAACUACGCCGAUGGCGUUGCCUUCGAAACGAGGAACAAGUCGUCAGAGCUGCUGCUGGGAUACUUCCUGAUCAUCCCAUACAUGAUACUGUCUCUCUGCGCCAUCCUCGUGAUAUACUUCUAUGAGCACGCGGCCUAUAAACAAAGGCGAGAACAGCAGAGGCCCACUGAGGACGCGCCCAAGGAGAUAAUGAUGUACUAACGCCAAUGGAAUCAGCGGCGUCGACAGGUUGCUCAUCAGGACUUUCUGGAGUAACUUUACUGUCAUGGGAAAUUACAGAGAUGCAAACGUUAAAUGUUGUCAGGUUAGAGCAGUUGUUUCAUUUAAUAGUCUAAUUCUAUAUUAAAUGAUUUAUGUUUACAUAUUUUUGGCUUUGAAAUAAUAUUCAUUCAAAAUAUAUAUUUAUUCUGCCUUACUGUAAUAAAAAAACUUUAUUUUUUAUAGUCAAUUGACAAAUUUAAAUCAAUACAACAAAGUGUCCUAUAAAUCAAUGGCUAUACAUGAAUACAACGGCUCCCAUAGUCGUCCGUUAUAUGUUUGAAUGAAUCAGUGAAUGUAAAUAAACCAUGUUUUAAUUUUCAAA